GGUUAUCACUUUGCUCCAAAGAUAUAUUGCAUUUUGUUCCUAUCUGUAACGGUGUGUGUUUUUUUUGUAAUUAUGAAGAGGCUAUCUCGAGAGGGGAGGACAAGGUUUUGACACGGAUGGAUUCAACUCCUCCGGUCAGAGCGCGCGGUGUGCUUACAUUUCUAAUGGAUUAAUACCUUAGGUGGUAUUGCCAAACAUAUCGUAACUAUUAGUCUAUAACCAUCAUAUAGUUUUAAUAGUGAGGAUCGAGUAUUGUGUGCUAAGUAACCUAGCCUUUCGCCUAUCAUUUUGUGUCAUGUACUCAAAAUUACGCGAAUACGUUUCAAAAUGAAAGCAAGCCCCACAUCAAGGGCUAUGUUGGGUUUGUAUUACGCAGUUUCCCAGAGGGGCAGACAACACCCUCACGAUUUUCUAGCCCUACGGUGUAUGGAAAGUGAUCCUGGAUGGACCUGGGCGAAAACAGCUGGUCCAUGGUCAAGCAAGAAGUGUCCAGCAGCCCAGGGUCACCGGCUGAACAGAGCUACUUACACGGCGGUCAGGACAGGAGGGACAGUCACGGCCACGCGCACGACUCGGAGGGACUCAGGUCACCGCCGACAACCGAUCAACUUGACUUAGUGGGACACCGGCGCGACGAGGGGCCAGGUAGACCAUCUCUACACUCCUACGUUCACUUCGGACACGGACACCACAACAACAACACUGCCCUGCCCACCACAGAGGACAUCACGCUGUUCACGGAUUUAGACCAGGGCAACAAACUAAUCAUCUCUAGUGGAGCGCACCCGCACCACAAGGGGGGCCUUAUCGUCGACCCCAGCGACAUGUAUCAAACACUAGCCAUCGCGGCGGCCCACCAGAGCCAGGCGGGGUACGACUCGCCCUCUGGGGGCUAUAUGCACUCCAACCCCAACUCUCCAGUGUAUGUACCGAGCUCCCGGGUGGGACCCAUGAUAUCCAGCCUCCCUUAUUUGCAAGCCAGCGGGUCGGCACAGCCUAGCCAUUCAGUCUGGUCGCAGUCUACUCCGGAGAGUCCCUCCUACAGCACCGGGAGUCCUCAUACCUCCAACCGUUUCCAUUACCCUCCAAGCCCGCCAAUGAACAACGUAGCGUCCAGGGAUAACGGCUACAGUAACCCGCUGAAUGUGGGCAGUCGAGACCAGUACGGUCUCCCGCGGCCCCUCGGUGGAUCCUACGCCAGCCCCUACUCCCAGUAUGUUGGACCGCAGCUAUCCCAGUUGUCCUCGCCUUGGCCUGGAGGACCAUUCGAUAACACCAUGUUGCACACUUUGCAAAGCAGAGGUGCGCCCUUGACGAUUCGAGGACCCAAUGGAGAUAUUCUCGACGACCUGGGAGAGAGCAGGGAAUGCGUCAACUGCGGCUCCAUCUCAACGCCGCUCUGGAGACGCGAUGGCACGGGCCACUUUCUCUGCAACGCCUGCGGCCUGUACAGCAAAAUGAAUGGACUCAGUCGGCCAUUAAUUAAACCACAGAAGCGGAUGUCAUCAUCCAGGCGAAUCGGCCUCUCCUGCGCCAACUGUCAGACGAGCACAACCACCUUGUGGCGCAGAAACGCAGAAGGAGAACCGGUCUGCAACGCAUGUGGGCUCUACACAAAAUUACAUGGAGUACCUCGGCCGCUCGCAAUGAAGAAAGAGGGAAUUCAGACGAGGAAAAGAAAACCGAAAACUUUGAACAAAACCAAGGGAUCCUCUGGAAAUAGUAAUUCAGUCGCCAUGACUCCGACGUCGACGUCUUCUUCCAACUCUGAAGACUGCUCGAAGAACAGCUCUCCCAACACGCAGGUCCAGUCCUCUGUCCUGAGUGGACCAGCGGAUGGCUCAGGCUCUGAUGGCUCUGCCGCCGUGAAGUACCCAGGCCAGGAUAGUCUCUACACCAGCGUGGGCCUCACCCAGUCUCCAGACAUAGCCGGCUCCGUCAGGGGAGAGUCCUGGUGCCCUAUGGCUCUUGCCUGAGUCACGAGCUGGGGAUGGAACCCACCACACUAUCCUCUCUCUCUCUCUCUGGAUGUCCUGCUGCUGUGUGGUGGAAAUAUUCUGUGCCUUGAUGCCUUGACGGUUCUGGGUCUGUUUCCUACUUCCCAGCUAACAACAGUUGGACAGAGACAGCCCCCCCCCUCCCCCCUCCACGCUCAUGCAAGUUUGAAACGUCUGUGGAAUAUUUGGGAUUGAUUUCCAGAAUUAUAUGAGAAAACCUUAGUGCCUUUAACAGAAAGGGAAAUAUGUGAGAGGAGGCCUGUUGAUGCAUUCUUGACACUCUGCAGUUCGGAUGUGUUCCGGACCGACCUGCUGUUCUCUCUCUCUCUCUCUCUCUUCUCUCUCUUCUCUUCUCUUCUCUUCUCUUCUCUUCUCUUCUCUUCUCUUCUCUUCUCUUCUCUUCUCUUCUCUUCUCUUCUCUUCUCUUCUCUUCUCUUCACUUCUCUUCUCUUCUCUUCUCUUCUCUUCUCUUCUCUUCUCUUCUCUCUCUCUCUCUCUCUCUCUCUCUCUCUCUCACUCAGCUAUGGAGGUGGAUAAAAUGUCUGAAAUGAAGAAACCUGUACAUAAUGUUAUGGAUUCCCCCACUCAAGACAAAGGUGGCUAAUUGGAUAUUAGUGCUUAAGAAAAGCGCAAACAUGCAUACAGAGGACAUUUUGAUUAUCAUUUUUUUGCAACUGGAAUCAAGCUAUCAAGUUACCAAGACAACCUUCCUGAAUCAAGAGAAAGUAUUUAUUAAUCUUCCAUUGUUGAAAAUAUGACUAUGAUUGUUAAAUAAAGAUAUGGACAUAGAGUAGAACUGAAACAACAAAAAAAUCUUAUAUCUUCGUUUUUUAAUAUACUUUUGUAUUUCCUUCUCUCUUGUUGAGUUAGUAGUUGUUAACAGUGAUCGUAAAUCUGCACGUUUUUCCACUGAUAGCUCUUACUGUAUCUGACUGAAACUCUUGGUUUUAAACAGGGUAUCAAAGACUGCGACAUCCUAUGUCGGUCAGUUUUUGUUUUGAAUGAUUAACUCAAUUCGCAAAUAAUUAAAUCCUACAGAUUAAAUUAAAAUGCUGUUCACUUUAUGGUACUAUUUUUUUAAAGAAAUUGGUAGAAGUUGGGGUUUUUUAGGCGAGGAAAAGAGAGAACAUGUCCGCAAAAUCUUUGACACGUGUACAACAGCUAGCUAAGUACUGUUUGAAUGAAUGGCACCCACAAUUGUUUUAUAGAUGCAUAUUUUUGUUACAAUACAAAACGGCAAAAGAAGACUGCCGCAAUAUUAUCUGGCUGCAACAAAGACUACCUAACUGGUAGAAUCAGUAUACAUUUAUACAUUCAUUUGAUGUUUAUAUAAAAUUGAAAUGAAAAGGCUAAAUAAGGUCAACAUAAAAUACUGUAAUGUUGCUAUAUGGACAAACAUAUGCGGAAUUGAUAAAUUGCCCCGAACAAGUUUUUGGUUGAUAAAAUAGUAAUGGCUGUUCCUACAACCAACUGUAGACUGUCAUAAAACAACAUUAGUCAAUGAGUAAAAUGUUACACAUUUACACACGGUGAUGAAACUGUAGCUUCAAUUGAGAAUAAUCUUAAAUGUGUGAUUUAUGCCAAGAAUUAUGUUUCAGUGACGUGAAAAUAUUCAUAUGUAGGUAGAAAACAACCUUUCACUGGUUUCAAGACAUCAUGACCUUAUAUGACAAAUCACUGUUGAUUUUGGUUUGACUCAACACGCAACAAAAAGUGGAAUACAAACGCGCCCUUGUAUUUUUACUCCAAAUAUGUCAAAAGCUCUACAGUACAUAUUCCUGACUUUCAACGUUUGACGUGGAAAUAUGACUUUCCCAUUCAAUACACAGAUCAUACUGUAUGUCUCCCUCUCCUCCAGCAGGGGUGUGAAUGGCGCCUCGCUCAGCAGAACUCUCGGUGGAUCCAUUUUAGGGCCAGACAAAUUCCUCUCGUUCUCUGGGGAAUGUCAAUUUUCGGUGGAAUGAAUCUGAAGGUCAUUGUGAAACUGCCGUUUUAAAAUGCAUUUCAGUUUCACCAUCAGGGUCGUUCAGCUGAAACAGGGCCUGGUAAUAGUUUUUUUCUGGACUUAUUUAUUUUUUGAAAUAUCAUGUUUAUUAAUAACAUUGUUUUUCCUAUUUUUUGUUUGUUUGGAUAUUUGUAUUUCUUUGGUUGGUUGUUUUUUUUUUAUCCUUGAUACAGUUUUAAAUGAUAUUAUUUCAAUAUUUGAAAUAAAUUGUUCUGUUGAUAUGUGAAUUUUGGAAUAAUUACCCAUCUUAGAAUAUUUUAAGGAAAUCUACACCUUGUUGGUGUGUCGUUGUAUCACAGUGUUUUUGUGGUAUGUGCCAGAGUUUGCAGCAAGAGUUUUAGCUCCAUCUAGCCAAUUGCUGUGAAGGUACAUAUAACCAUUUUGAAAUUGUGAUAUUAAAUAACCCCUUAUAUUUGAAUAAUAUUUAGACAUUUGUUGUUAUAUUGGCAUUAAAUAAAUUGGCAGUGGUAUUCCUCACUUAAAUUAUUUCACCUCAUGAUUCAGGGAGCUUCGAAAAAAGCUAGUAGCCCACGGAUAUUCCGAAAUAUAAAUCGCCUUAGCCUACUUUCCAUUUUUUUUUUAAUUGAACUUGUAUGAAGAUUUCCACUAUAUUACUUCAUGCUGGAAUAAUAAACCAAACGUUAUCAAAACGUUUCAUAAAACUGUG
Oncorhynchus keta (chum salmon) is the source of this 4669-nucleotide messenger RNA. Its product is annotated as GATA-binding factor 6-B-like. Gene Ontology annotation, molecular function: DNA-binding transcription factor activity, RNA polymerase II-specific; zinc ion binding; RNA polymerase II cis-regulatory region sequence-specific DNA binding. NCBI's taxonomy places the organism in Eukaryota, Metazoa, Chordata, Actinopteri, Salmoniformes, Salmonidae. The coding region runs from base 444 to 1976 and encodes 510 amino acids. Gene Ontology annotation, cellular component: nucleus. Gene Ontology annotation, biological process: cell fate commitment; negative regulation of transcription by RNA polymerase II; positive regulation of transcription by RNA polymerase II. The transcript is spliced from 7 exons. The record is from RefSeq and is a predicted model, not a curated record.